AGUGCGCUCGGGCAUGCCGCGCCAGGGCUGCAGAACCCGCGUGCGGGCGCGGGCGCCGCGCCGCCGGGCUAGAUGCUCAGGGACGACCCCAUCGUCCUGAGGUACCCAGAGUACCUGCCCACGGAGGAGGAAGUUGAGCUCGCGGUCGGGCUGUUGCAGCGGCCAGGGCACGCAGAGCUGUGGGAGGCGCUCCGCGAGUCGGUCAGCAUCGGCGGCUCGCCCACCGCCGACCUGCUCCGGUUUUGCUGGCAGGCGCGCCAGGAGAAGAAACGAGGGGAAGAAUGCGCCAAGGACGCGGUGGAGCUGGUGCGCCGUUGCGUCGAGACGCGCCGCACGCUCGGCAUGGACUCGUUGCUGGCCACGUCCUGCCCGCUGGCCCCGGAGUUCCGCGAGCUCUAUCUGGCGACCGUGCCCACCAGCUUCCACGGGGCCGACCGCCUGGGUCACCCGCUCUACAUCCUCAGGUACGGAUCGGUGGACAUGCUGGCCUUCCAGCGGCUCUGGCAGGAGGGCGAGCUGGCGAGGCAGCGAUGCGGGCUGGCGGAGAACGCCGCGGUGCUGGCCUACCUCCGAGGCGUGGAGUACAUGACCAAGGUGCUCAUGCCCGAGCAGGCACGCCUCGUGGGCCGACCCGUGGACAGGACGGGCACUGGUCGUCAUAGACCUCGCCGGCAUCGGCAUGCGGCACCUAGACCCAGUCCUGAAAAGCUUCCUCGGAGGGGUGUCCAAGCACGCCUCGAUCCUCGUCCCGGAGACCGUUUUCUCCAUCGUGGUGGUGAACGCUCCGUGGACCCUCUCCAGAGCCGCGUGGCCGCUGGCGAAACGGUUCGCGCACCCGGUGACGCAGGCCAAGGUCUGCGUCUUCUCCUCCGUGGGCGAGGCUGCCAGUAAGCUCCUGGAGCUCGUUGAGGAUCCCUGGCCGCACCUGCCGCCCUACCUGGGCGGCGGGUGCCGCUGCCCCGAGUGCGCCUCGGGCCGCCUCCGCGGCGGCAGCCUCCUGGCCUGGGACGCGGCGCAGGCCUCGCGGGCGGCCGACGCCGACGACGGCGGGCCCCUCGCCGAGGCGCCCCUCGCGGAGCCCGCCGCGGAGCCGCAGGCCGAGCCCUGGGACGCGCUGCUGCGCUGCUCCUGCCUCGAGG
Prorocentrum cordatum is the source of this 1139-nucleotide messenger RNA. The record is from the annotation of a GenBank genome assembly. Lineage: Eukaryota; Dinophyceae; Prorocentrales; Prorocentraceae.